Molecule: messenger RNA, 923 nt
Organism: Mycotypha africana
Lineage: Eukaryota; Fungi; Mucoromycota; Mucoromycetes; Mucorales; Mycotyphaceae
Exons: 2
Coding region: 32-787 (251 amino acids)
Source: RefSeq, a predicted model, not a curated record
CUCAGAGUAAUAAUUAUUUUUAACGUUUGAUAUGACAACUAAAAUAGAAAAACAAACGAUCAGAAAGAAUGAAAACGAGGAAAAGAACGAUAUAAAGAUUACAAACAGGCCAUCUGGAACUGAAGACUCUAAAUCGAGCGUUGUCCUAUUCAAAUUCGAAGAGCGAGAAAGCACGGCCAUUGAAAUACAAACAUGCGCUGAUGAACAAAAGAUAACGGUUCGUCAGAGAAACUCAACGGUUGAGGUCAACAACAAUAAAACCUUUAUAGGUCAAGUAGCUAAUAGCCCCUAUAAUUCUCUGGUCCGAGAUAGCGGUAUAUCUACCAUACGGCCUUCUGAGACCAACGAUCACGAAGACGAUAUUGACGACAUUGACAUGGAUUAUGAGUAUCAUAUUGAAAAACCUCGAGUUGAACUGCCUGCCAUGGAGAUUGUUAUACAGAACCUUAGUAUUGCAAAAGAACGAUCAAUUCAGAACGUAGAUAGCCCGAAACUGUCAGUUUUUGCACAUAACAGUAUUAUGGACAAAAAAAACACGGAAACGGUUCUUAAGAAAGCUUCGACAACGGAUAUUGAUUAUAGUCUCUGCGCUCAAAUACAAAUGGAUUUAUAUAACAGCAGCUUCGAACAAUGUUUAGAUUUUGACGAGAAGAAAAUUACUGAAAAUAAAUUGACUGCACGCGAGCAAGAAGAAGCAGAUGAAUCUAUACGCAGAGCUGUACGAUAUAUGUUGGAUAAUAAAUUCUUGAAGGCGAAAUCAGUACUACAAUCCAAUGCUUGCAGGUAAAUAAAGCUAAAGAUUGUGGUAUAAGGUCAGUUGAGAAUAAUUACGAGCUUAAUGUAUAGAGAUCCAUUGUAUGCAAUGGGCAUAGCAUUCAUGCUAUUUAUGAGAACGACAAUGGUAAGAAAAAGCGAAAUUUGGC